CCUCUCUCUCUUCUCCGAGACGCCUUCCCCACCUUCUCCCUGCCUUGGGAGGCCUUAAGCCUCUCCUCCUCGACCCCCCCCGCUCCCCAAUAUCCCCUCACUUGUCAAGAGGAAGAAGCGGGCUUCUCUCCGCCUUGGACCAGGGGAGGAGGAGGCCCCGCGACCAGGCUCGGGGGUUUGUGUGUGUGUGUGGGGGGGAGAGAGAGCCUUCCCUUCCCUCAGCAGCCCCCCUUCCCUCACGGGUCCGUGCCUCCUUUCCCUUCGGGGAGGGGGACAAAGCCCGGCGACAGAAAGCCUCCCUCGGCUUGGCUUGGCGACCUCGGUUUUUAUCCUUAUUUUCCCUCUCAGAGGAACCCUCUUUAUAUCGCCGUUGGAGCCUCCCUCCUUUUGAUGUGUGUGUGCGUUUCUGCCUCAGUGUCCCCCCCCCCUUUCUCCUCAGAAGGCCAUCCUUUUCAUUGCUCUGAAGGGAGGAGGAAGAGGCAUCCUGGGGGGUCUCUUCAUCUUCCCACCUUUUACCUGCCCCUUCUUUUUCGCCUGAGAAGACCCGACACGCCCCCAUUUCACUGCUUGCAGGAGGCUGCUGUCUGUGUUGAUUCUUCUUGAGCCCCAUGAAACAACUCCAUGGAUUUGUGAGCUCACCUAUCCUGACCAGGCUGCUGCUCCUGCGGUUGCUGUUUUGCUGCUUCUUGGCAAAUGGGCUGAUCCCCUCUUACCAAAUCCUGAAGAAGGACUGGAAUGUCCUGCAGUUCUAAAGUGAACAGAUAGGAAGCAAACCUCCUCAGUGAUUCCAUGAAGAUGGUUGUUCCUGGGAGUGUCCCUAUAAUUCAGUCAGAUCACAGUCUUGGAACUGAACUGAGCCGUGGUUUACCAGAGAACUCAGUGAUGGGUCCAGAUGCAGAACCAAUGGCUGAUCAAGUGGGCCCUGAGCUGGAAGAGGUCCGCAAACUGCAGGAACUUGUGAGGAGGCUUGAGCUCCAGAAUCAGCAGUUGAGAACUAGAAGUCUUCGAAAUCUGCCGGAGGCAAAAAUGCUGAGCCAAGCUGGCGCUGGAGUGGAUAAUUGCAAUUCCAGGCUCAAUGGGAUGGAAAUGAAUAAUAGCAUCAACACACUGAUGGAUAAGCAGGAAUUGCAGAUAGUGGCAGACCUGCACUGUGCACUGAGUAAAAUGAGGUCAGAAGCAGAAGAAAGCAGUGAAUUCUUGAAAAAGGAUAUAGAAACCACAGUGCAGCACAGCUGUGGAAGUGGUUCUGAGAAAUAUCCUUCCAACAAAGAGUUUGUGGGCAGCACAGAAAUGGAGAACAACGAUGCUAACACCAGUGACUUCUCCAGUUGGGAUUAUGGCAACACAGUGCUAAUGAAAGACUUUGCCACCGCGGAUAUUGACCCACUGCUGAAAAUGAGUAAAGAGAGAACAGAUGAGGAAGAGACAGCUUUUGAUGAAGUGGAACUAUUGGAGCUUGAGAAUGGCAGUGAUGAAGAAGACAGCUGGCUGUAUGUCUCUCCCCGAAAGUCAUCAACAAAUGAAAAGGAAUCUCCCUUGAAGUGGUGCAGACAGGUGUUGGACCACCCAAGUCCUGAGACAGAGGCAGCUUGCCGAACACUUAUUAGCAGACUUGACCAAGCCAGUAGGUGGAAAUCCCUGUAUUGCAGUCCACUGGCAUCUCCAAACGUGCAUAAUUUGAAUACAGACACAGGGUCCUGUAGCAAUGCACUAAACUCGCCCGGGCACUACAAAUCAACUAACAAACCGCUACUAACUUGUGGCAGCUCAGGUAUGGCAUGGCAGUGUAAUGCUUCAGGUCUUCGUCAGGACUGUGCCUCCAGCUCGGCCUCUGUUUCCCGCCGCAGUUCUAGUGCUUCUUUGCAUUCCUUACGCAGAGGCACCUACAGUGACCAGGACUUUGACACAUACAGUUUGGAGGACGAGGAUGAUGACUAUUCCUUUUCCUAUCACAGCAGUCACAGAUAUUCACCAUCCCCACUCAGCUCCCCACGCUGCCAAUCCCCAUCCACCAGCACAGAUUAUAGCAGAGUAACAAACACCCGUAUCCGACCCCCACGGAGAACAAUGCAAAGUCCCAUGCAAGAGAGGUCAAAGUAUUCUGGGAAUGAAGAGGAGCUGCGGCAUAGUAUGCCUAACCUGGCCAGAACAAGUCUGCGCUCCUUGGAAUCAGUAAGAAAUAGCCGUAGUUUGGAAUCAGAUCUGCAGGUUCCCAGUAGCCGACUUUCUAGAAUCCACCAGCCGUCAGCCGGUUUGACUCCAAGUAAGCUACGCUAUUCCUCUAGCACCGGACAGCCCCCCUUAACAGUCCGACAGCCAAUGAAAGCAGGGUCCUGUGCAAACUCUCUUAUAACAUCACGGCAGCCAGUUAGAGCUCCUGGUUAUGCCAGUCCUGCUGGGAGAGUCCGAAAAUUGCCAUCUUCUGCACUGCCCCCGUAUUCUGCAGGUAGCAGCAGUUCUGCAACCAGAAGCAAUAGUAUGACUGUAGGGGCAAAAAAUUCACUGCCUAAAGGUAGAACGUCACUUGGGGGAACACCCUCUCUGAAGAGUAAGCUGACUCAGCCAGCUAAGAGAUUUCCAAAGGCCAAUGUUGUUUCUGUUGAUGACUCUUGGAAGGAUGGGUGUUACUGAGCCAAUCUGAAGAUGUUGAUAAACAGUGAUCUCUUGGUGGAACUGGACAAUAGCCCAGCUGGCUGGGCUGGAGGAGGUUCUCAAAAUUCGGCUUCUCUCCAUCAGCGCCAGACCUGACCAAGUCGGAUAAUUGAAUUCAUGCCACCUCUUGCCUUUUGCCUAGACGAUGGUGGAAAAUUGACUGCCUUUUUGUUCCUGCUGUAACAUUCUUGCUGCUGAGCCUUGUUGAUAGAAGCUUUCGUACCUGCCGUACAGAGGGCUGCCUGAUGUCCACACUUGAAUAUUUACUCUUGGUGCCCACACUAAGGGGAAAGAACCAGGGAGAGAAUACCUGUGGCACUGAACAGCUUUUGAUUCGUUGGCUGUCUUGUUCUGCAAAAGGGUCUAGAGAAAUUAGAAAUGACUGUUUACAAUUAUCAUCUGGAGUACCCUAAGUUUUGUAGGAAAACCAGAAGGAUUUUUACUUGUCCUGAGGAAAUGUAUCUUGACUACUUUUGUUAUUGUAGAGUUGAAACAGCUUUUUUAAUGAUUGACAGUACACUUGAGAUUUGUAUCACCUAUCACAGGGGAGUGUCUUAAACCCAUAAGCAGCAGGACCACUUCCAAGACCCUCCUCCUGUUGUCUUGGUUGCAGUGAAGUCACAUUGUACCUAUUCUCCCUUGUCUUCUUUAGCUGGGUAAGAGUUCUGGUAUUGACGUAGGUAGUGGUACCACUUUUGCAACUGAACAUGCAGUUGAAAUAUUUAUCUCACAAGUCUUCAUCUAAUCACAGAUACUAAAAUUCUUUCUGAUUUUGUACAAGUCUUUUCUAUUCUCUUUCAAUGAAGGAACAUGGUUUUUAAACUAUCAGUGGUUGCAGGAGCUUGCAAAAUGCAUAAACAAUCGUAACUGAAAAUAAGGAUAGGUUUGCCAACUGUAUUUCCUGCUACUAAUAUGACUUGAUAAUGUAGUUAAUAAAUGUGAAGGGGCUAGUAUUACCUUGCUGUCUUCAGUAGAAAAGUU
Messenger RNA from Pogona vitticeps (central bearded dragon), 3633 nucleotides. The record is from RefSeq and is a predicted model, not a curated record. Lineage: Eukaryota; Metazoa; Chordata; Lepidosauria; Squamata; Agamidae.